Molecule: messenger RNA, 2171 nt
Organism: Salvelinus fontinalis (brook trout)
Lineage: Eukaryota; Metazoa; Chordata; Actinopteri; Salmoniformes; Salmonidae
Product: ras-related protein M-Ras-like
Exons: 5
Coding region: 179-961 (260 amino acids)
Biological process (GO): signal transduction
Cellular component (GO): plasma membrane
Molecular function (GO): GTPase activity; GDP binding; GTP binding
Source: RefSeq, a predicted model, not a curated record
GUAACUGUUACAUUUUUGUGGCAGAUGCUGGACUUUCCAGCAGCUGUGAUAUGAAAUUGAUUGGAUAUAAAUGUACAGAUCUGAAUGAAGUCAGCUUUAUAACAUGAGAAGGCAGGAAAUGUGACUUCAUGCAAGCGACUUUACAGUGAAUUUAUUGGGGUACAGCAUAGCUGUCACUAUGGCAACGAGCGCUGUUCUCAGUGACAAUCUCCCCACGUAUAAGCUGGUAGUGGUGGGGGAUGGGGGAGUGGGGAAGAGCGCUCUCACCAUUCAGUUCUUUCAGAAGAUAUUUGUCCCUGAUUACGACCCCACCAUCGAGGACUCCUACCUCAAACACACUGAGAUUGAUGCCCAGUGGGCAAUAUUGGACGUUCUGGAUACAGCAGGCCAAGAGGAGUUCAGUGCUAUGAGGGAACAGUACAUGAGGACUGGGGAUGGGUUCCUCAUCGUGUUCUCUGUCACAGACAAGGCCAGCUUUGAACAUGUGGACCGCUUCCAUCAACUCAUCCUCAGGGUGAAGGACCGGUGGGAUUUACUACUUAACUUCCCACCGGUGGCCGUGGCCAGGACGACAGUCAUUCAUGCAUUCAGUUAUUCAUGCAGUUAUUACUCCGUCCAUCCAUCCAUUCGUUCAUUUGUUCAUUCGUUCAUUUAUUCAUUGUUAUUUUCCUUAUUUUUUAGGGAAUCCUUUCCUAUGGUUCUUGUGGCCAACAAAGUGGAUCUGCUGCACUUACGUAAAAUACCCAGUGAUCAGGGGAGGGAGAUGGCUAGUAAACACAGUAUAGCUUACAUUGAAACAAGUGCUAAGGACCCAGCCAUGAAUGUUGACAAGGCGUUCCACGAGUUAGUUAGAGUAAUCAGGCAACAGAUUCCAGAGAGGAGCCAGAAGAAGAAGAGGAAAACCAAGUGGCGGGCCGACAGGUCCACUGUCUCCCACAGACUGCACUGUGUUGUCCUAUGAUGGUUUUUACUUGUACAGCUGCUCCCUACAGGACAGGGGGAAGAUGAUUACAUGUAGGAGUGUUAACUCUCUACACAGACUUCCAGGAGGCAGUUUGUACCCUCUACCCUGACACAUGAGUUAGGUAGUAGGGUCAGGUCCAACAGCACAGGAGUUGCCCGGACAUGGGAUGUGACUGACUCGCCCUAAAAGGACCAGUGGAAUAAUUUACAGCUCUUCUGAGAAUGUGCACUAACUUACUCAACUACAUGGCGAUAAAGUGUCAUCAAUACUGCCUUUAUCUACCAAUGAAGCUCUUUGACAGAGAAACUGGACAUAUGGGCUCACAAAGAUAAUCUGUAAAUAAUUAGGACAUACUGUAGCAGGGUCACACAAACAUCGUUUUACUAAGAGGUAGGCCUUUAAAACUUGGUCCAUGUUUUUUAAAAUCAUUUUCUUGUGAUAGUCCCUAUCAUUAAGAUGGAGGCCAUUGAGUAAAGCACUGGAAGGAGGGAGGAAACAGCUUUCCCCAGCGAGGGGGAGUAUAGUAGAGAGGGGAGUGAGAGGAGGGGAGAGGAUGUGUCUGUUUCUGUUGGAAUCAGUGGGCCUGUCAGACAACAGAGAGAAGAAGGGAAAGUGAGGAAAGAGAUACAGAGAGAUUCCAAAUGCAUAGCAUCUGGCAAUGGGACUCCAGACAUUGUGUCAAAGCCUGGGAGGCAGCCAAUGUGUAGCCCCAUAAUUUAUACAUGGAGAAUGUCUUUCUAAUCUCUGAACAAGACUGUUAUAUAACUGUAUUGUAGCUCUUUGAACACACCAAAUGUCUUAUUUGAAUGUACACUUAUGAACCAUGACCAUUUUGACUUAUCAGUGCUCACUGGAUGUAGUUGUGUACUUCUCAAAACACUUUAAACACACUAUUGUGUGUGUGUGUGCGUGCCCCGGAUAUGUUGUGGCCUAGACGAUGAAAUCUAAUUUUCACAUGUGAACAUUAGUUUUCUUUGCUACUAUUUCACUAUUUAUUUUAUAGAAGUAAUUUAUUGCCGUGUUAUCAUUAGUACAAGGCUACUCCAGAGAGGCACAAGGCACAGAGCUUAACUAAGAAAUUGAAGGAACAAAAGAUGUGUAAGCAAUUUAAAUGUGUGUUAAUACAUUUUGUGUUAUAUUAUAUAUGUGUACACAUCUUGGGUUAACUGGUUUGUCUGGAUAAAACCAUAAUUAUAAUGACACAGAA